AUGAGUCUGCUGAGGCCCAGCGGGCUGAAGUCCCCCACCAAGAUCCUCAAGCAUGGGAGCUGGGCCCUGAAGGCACCCUCGGCCACUGCUGCUCCCGUUGAGAAGACCAUGCCUGGGGAAAAAACCCCCAUCGCCCCCUCAUCGGAGAUGCAGGAGGAGUUUGUGGGCGACUUCCAGGUCGGGGAACGAGUCUGGGUGAACGGGAACAAGCCUGGAUUCAUCCAGUUCCUCGGGGAGACCCAGUUUGCCCCUGGUCAGUGGGCCGGGAUCGUCUUGGACGAGCCCAUCGGCAAGAACGACGGCUCGGUGGCGGGUGUGCGCUACUUCCAGUGCGAGCCGUUGAAGGGCAUCUUCACCCGGCCGUCCAAGCUGAGUAGGAGCUUGCAGGCCGACGAUGAGACCAACUGCCGGCAGCCAGCGCCUGCCGCCUGGGCCACACCGCCCCUGUCGGCCUCCCCGGCCCCUGCCAGCACCGCGAAGGUGCCCCAGUCCCCCGCGAAGGAGUCACCGGCCACCCCUCACAUCAGCAGCCUGACCAGGACGGCCAGCGAGUCCAUCUCCAACCUCUCUGAGGCCGGCUCCCUCAAGAAAGGGGAGCGGGAGCUGAAGCUUGGGGACCGGGUGCUGGUGGGAGGCAUGGAGGCCCGUGUGGUGCGCGUCCUCGGGGAGACGGACUUCGCCAAGGGGGAUUGGUGCGGCGUAGAGCUGGACAAGCCACUGGGCAAGAACGAUGGUGCCGUGGCCGGAACGAGGUACUUCCAGUGUCAGCCCAAGUAUGGCUUGUUUGCUCCCAUUCACAAAGUCACCAAGAUCGGCUUCCCGUCCACGAUGCCGGCCAAGGGCAAGGUGGCCGCUGUGAGGCGUGUGAUGGCCACCACCCCCGCCAGCCUGAAGCGCAGCCCUUCGGCCUCCUCGCUCAGCUCCGUGAGCUCCGGGGCCUCAUCCGUGAGCAGCAGGCCCGGUCGCACGGGACUAUUGCCGGAAACCUCCUCCCGCUUCGGGCACAAGAUCUCCGGCACCACCGCCCUCCAGGAGGCCGAGCUCACCAAGGCCAGCGUGGAGAUCCAGGGGCACCACGAGGAGGCGCCGCAGGCCCUUCAGCAGCUGCUGCUGCAGGAGCCGGCGACCCUGCUCCGGCCCCCGCCAACCAACCUGGCGCCACGGAGCUCGGGCAUCCGGCCGGAGGCCCCCCAGGGACUGCUGCGCCGGCAGUGCCCCCUCCUGCGGCUCCGCAGCCACGGGCCGGCCCCCGAGGGGCGGGCAGGGAACCCCCGGGACGCGGGCCUGAGCGAGGCGCUGCUGGUGAUGUCCGCGUUUGGGUCGGCUGCUAAGCUUUAG
Sorex fumeus (smoky shrew) is the source of this 1338-nucleotide messenger RNA. RefSeq names its product CAP-Gly domain-containing linker protein 1-like. The transcript is spliced from 8 exons. The coding region runs from base 1 to 1338 and encodes 445 amino acids. Gene Ontology annotation, molecular function: microtubule plus-end binding. Gene Ontology annotation, cellular component: microtubule plus-end; cytoplasm; nucleus. The record is from RefSeq and is a predicted model, not a curated record. NCBI's taxonomy places the organism in Eukaryota, Metazoa, Chordata, Mammalia, Eulipotyphla, Soricidae. Gene Ontology annotation, biological process: cytoplasmic microtubule organization; positive regulation of microtubule polymerization.